AUGAAGUUGAAUUUGCAACAACGAGUUAGUAUUAAAUUUUGCGUUAAAAAUGGAUUCAAUGGUACGAAAUCCUUGGAAAUAUUGGGAAAUUGUUUCGACAAUGAUAUUCUAAAGAAAACAACCGUUUACGACUGGUAUAAACGCUUCAAAAGUGAUCGUGGGUCCAUCAAGGAUGACGAACGUAGUGGAAGACCGUCGACAUCGAAAACCGACAAAAACAUUAAUAAAGUAAGAGAAAUGUUAAUCAAUAACUGCAGAUUAAGAAAACUGGCAGAGGACUUAAACAUUGCGUAUGGAUCUGUGCAGGACAUUAUGAUUAGUGAUUUGGGCUUACACCGUGUUGCUGCAAAGUUGGUUCCGAAGGACCUGAAUUUCAUGCAAAAAAGGACCGCGUUGACAUUGCCAAUGACAUGA
Molecule: messenger RNA, 414 nt
Organism: Solenopsis invicta (red fire ant)
Lineage: Eukaryota; Metazoa; Arthropoda; Insecta; Hymenoptera; Formicidae
Product: protein GVQW3-like
Exons: 1
Coding region: 1-414 (137 amino acids)
Source: RefSeq, a predicted model, not a curated record